Messenger RNA from Sabethes cyaneus, 4699 nucleotides. RefSeq names its product tubulin monoglutamylase TTLL4-like. Gene Ontology annotation, molecular function: tubulin binding; tubulin-glutamic acid ligase activity. Bases 667 to 4002 code for a protein of 1111 amino acids. Gene Ontology annotation, biological process: microtubule cytoskeleton organization; protein polyglutamylation. Gene Ontology annotation, cellular component: cilium. The record is from RefSeq and is a predicted model, not a curated record. Lineage: Eukaryota; Metazoa; Arthropoda; Insecta; Diptera; Culicidae. The transcript is spliced from 7 exons.
CCGAACUUGAGCAGAUAUCGUUUUCCGGAUCGGUGUGCGCGUUUAUUUUCAUUUUUUGCUUUAUUUUCUUUUAAAUUAGUGCUGUGAGUAUGACUAUCAAUCGGUGUUGAAAUAACGAACAAAAUUUUCCUGAGACUGUAAGAAAGUGCCGUGCAACGGUGAAGAAAAAUAUCUGCGGAACAGGGCUAGCCGCUAGCGCUACAGCAAGAACUUUUCGUGUUCGCCUUGCUGCCGUCUGUCAUCGUGCGUUGCUCUUUGCCACAAACUUCGCGGGAGUAUUUUAUUUUUCCUGUGCUCGACUGUUUCACUCUUCGUUGCGAGUGUGUGCGUGUGUUUCGGAUUGAUUAAAGCUGGUUGAAGAUACGCGCGAAAGAAAACGUAAACAAAAACACACCAGCGUAAUUUUCACCCCGAGUUGUAUUGGUGUUUCGUUUUGUGGUGCAGUUUCGAUUUUUUUUCUUUUCGAUCAAUGAAAAAUCCAAAACAAGAAUAGUUUAUAUUAAAAUUGAAGUACAUAAUCGUGUGUGAAAAUUUUUACUAUAUUACCUGAAAAUAAUGGAUACAAAAGCUUAAUUGCAUCGUGUCAGCUGAAGAAAUUAUACAACCCCUUCAAGAAGUAAAAAUACAUUGGAAUACAUUGAGAUAACCACAAAAUUUGCCACCAUUAUGGAUUUCAAACAGCAAAAUGGCCAGGCUCAAUAUCCACAGAACAGUACUCGACUGAAGCAGGUCAAUCCGACAGCGUCGUCUGCUGCCCCCCACAAAGUAACGCUACGAAGAAGAUGUCGCAGCGAAAGUCUUCCAAUGGCAUCGGUGAACGAAACCAAAAGUGGUAAACAGCGCCUUCAAGGUCACCACCAUCAUCUCUAUAAUCACCCCCAGCAACAUCAGCUUAAGCCAAAAGGAGACAAUCCGUCACUGCUAGUCGAAUCGUUCAGUUUGCAGACCAAUGGCGGCCGAAAGGCGCUACCAGCGAUAGGAACCAAUGAACUACUCCCCAGUAUCACAACCAACAACACGAAGGAAAACGUAAUGCACAAUGGUCACAAUCGGGUGGUCGAGAGCGCGAUAAAUGCAAAGGAUGUGUACAUGAAUAAUCUGGAUACCUAUCGGAAGGAUCGCCGGCAUGGGUAUUACAUUGCCGGCGAGCGCCAGCUUGAGUCGCGUUUCGCACGUAAUCUUGAAAGUUCGUUUAACCCACGGAACACCAUUUUCGACCGGAACAACCGAAAACUACGGGCCCGCAGCGAAUCGGAGCCGCAUGAAAUCUAUACUAGCAGCAUGUCCGGAUCAUCACCAAGUGGCAGAACGACACCCGGCUUCAGCAAUCGGGAGCAGGGGCGAGAUCUUUGCUUAAAACGUACCCGCGAUACUAUCUCACCCACUCUGGAAGGAGACGAGACACUCGAGUGCGUCGCCUCAUCGGUACCGCUGAAAGAUUCACCGCCAUCGAAAAUUUUCAACGCCGUCGACGUCAAUCGACUGGAUGAAGCCCUGAACAGCGUUGUUGCUACCCAGCAACAACGGGCAAAGGGAUCGAAAACGGCGACAGCGGGAAAUGGAGUACGCGCAACCAAAACUGUCCGCUCGCGCACAGGAGCCGCGGUUAACAAAUACAAAUCUAGCCUUAAAUCUGCACCGAGCACUGUGUCGGCUAUCGUUGCUUCAGGAGGAUUGGUAGCCGGACUGGUUGGUCGUAAAUCUGUGUCACCUCCACUGCUCAAACCGUUAGCCGGCUCCACUUCACCUACACCGUCCGGAAUAUCGACGGGUACCAGUGGGGGAGAGUCCGUGCAUACCCAGGAUCUAGACACGGAAACGAUUGGCCAUUCUGACGUAGGAGAUGACGAAGAUCUCGACGAUGAAUGUGGCGGUGAAGAUGACGAUCUGGAUGACGAAUUGGUGGACGAUGAUGAGCUAUUGAAUGGAUCAAUUACCGACUCGGAAGACAACUAUCAAACCCACCUAGCGGCGUACCAAGCGAGAACAAAAUCAAGUUCGACCUCGCCAUCGCCAUCGCUAGUCCGAGGACCGGUAACGUCGAUCGGAUGUGUGCAAGGAGGCUGUCCAGUCGAGGGACCUUUAGCUCCUAGUUUGUUUCCUCACGUUCCACCGUAUAUCACGUUCGCAACGCACGAAGAAAAAGGUCCACCCAUGCCACCGGCCAUCCACAAAGUGCUCAAAUGGAAGAUGACACUCAUAACUCCGAUUAUUGUACGAAAGGUGUUGAUUAACAGUGGCUUUCGGCUACUGAAAAAAACGAACGAUUGGGUUGGCAUCUGGGGAAAGCACAUGAAAAGUCCAUGCUUCAAAACGCUGCGCUCCUAUCAAAAGUUCAACCACCUACCCGGCAGCUUCCAGAUCGGCCGAAAGGAUCGUGUUUGGAGAAACCUACAAUCGCAAAUGAACCGGCAUGGCAAGAAAGAGUUUGGGUUCAUGCCCCGAACGUACAUUAUACCUCAAGACCUGAAAAUGCUCCGCCAACUGUGGCCCCGGUACAGUCAACGGAACUGCAAGUGGAUCAUUAAACCGCCGGCAUCGGCACGCGGAACUGGCAUAAAGGUUGUCAACCGCUGGUCGCAGAUUCCCAAACGAAAGCCGCUGAUUGUGCAGCGAUACGUCGAGCGACCGCUGCUAAUCAACGGCAGCAAAUUCGAUCUCCGUUUGUACGUUUUGGUGACGUCGAUUAAUCCACUCCGCGUGUACAUGCACACGGAUGGACUGGCACGAUUUGCCUCUGUUAAAUAUAGUGAAAAAUCGGACACUCUCAGCGAUCGUUACAUGCAUUUAACCAAUUACAGUAUUAAUAAACUGUCAAACAACUACAACGCGAACGAAGAUGCAGAUGCCUGUCAGGGUCAUAAAUGGACGAUAAAAUCGCUGUGGUCCUACUUUGCCGAGCAAGGUAUCGACACGGAUCGGCUGUGGGGGGCACUGAGAAAUCUAGUCCUUAGGACGAUACUUGCCGGCGAAGGACCUAUCCAUGCUAUGUCGAAAUUGAAUGUCGCUAGCAAAUACAACUGUUACGAACUGUUCGGUAUCGAUGUGUUGCUCGAUUCGGAACUCGUUCCCUGGUUGCUGGAGGUAAAUAUUUCUCCCUCACUGCAUUCCGCUUCGACAUUGGAUGCACAUGUCAAAGGGCCACUAGUGAAGGCACUGCUGAACACGGUUAUGUAUCAGGUUCCUCCGAGAAUAUCGCUUGCUGAACAGAAAGAGAUUCUGGCAGAGCAAGGCCUAGAAGGUCCACUGUGUUUCGACAAACGGAUAUACGUAUCAGUCCUAUCAAAAGCCGAACGCCUGAAACACAACUCGUUCAUUCAGAAAGAUACCACAAGAGAAGAGUAUAUCAACACUAUCCUGGAAGAGCUGACUCCCGACGACGUGCGCUGUUUGAUGCUCACCGAAGAUGAACUCGCCAGAAGUGCCCCACUGGAGCGAAUCCUUCCGGCGCCCAAUAGCCAUCGGUACAUUGGAUUUACCGAACAUCCACGGUAUUACAAUCGUUUGCUGGAUGCUUGGGAGCAUCGCUACUGUCACAAUCGUGCCGAGGGAAUCGCACUGCUGCGGUCUCUUUGCGAACAGAAAAUCCAUCUACAGGUACCGCCAAGCACUCUGAAAAAGGACUCCAACAAUAAGCAACCUGACAGUACAAGUAACGAAAACGGUUCUCAGGAUAGUGGCAUCCAGUCAGAUCCGGCCUGCUCCGAGCUGCAGUCGCAAGAGUCCUGCUCUACGUUUCAUUCGCAAGAAUCGAUCGAUCAUAUUCCUGAUGCGGCCGGUGCUGCCAGUGCAUCGCUUCCGAUAGCGACGGCAACAGUACAGCAACAACAACAACAACAACAGCCGCAGCAGCAGCAGCAGCAGCAAGCGGAUGGGGAGGAGAAUGACGCAGGCGAGAGCAUGAAGCUUGGUGAUAAAAUCAAGUUAAUUCUGGACGAUGCACUGCUGCUGAAGCAACAGCACUGUGGUGAUACCGAAAAUGCCAUUAUAGUACAGCAGUAAUGUGAAUAGACCUAAGAAUGGAACUAUUUCUUGUAGAAACACGACACUCGAUUGGCGGUAUAAGAUAAUUUGAAGAAAAAAAAACCAUCCUAUACUAUUUUCCGCGCCAACCAUCGUCAAUUUAUAGUUGAUGUUCUUUUUUUAAGGAAAAAAAAACUAGUGAUUAGCGGGUUUGCGUUGAAAAGACUGAAUCCAAAGUGUUCUCUGUACAAAAGCGAAAAAUUAGUCCAAUGGCAGAAUACUAGAGUACUACUAACGUGAAAAUAGUGACCAUCGUAUGCGUCAAAAGCAACAGAAGCAGCUGAAGGCAUAAUGCUGUUUCUGAAGGUGCUUUGCCAGUUAAAAGAAUGAACUUCUAAUGGAAUACUCCCCGGAUAGUUAUUAAAAACACACACAAUUUAAGCUUGUAGUUAGCUGCCACGACUACUUCUGUUAGAUUACACUCAAUAAUUCAAACAAAAACGACUUCUGUGUAGGAGUUAGCUUGUAUGAGUUUUUUUAUCGACUAAUUUAUCUAAAUCCAACCAGAGGACACUAGUGUGUAGUUUACCCGCUGCAAACAAGAAUUACAGUCGGCUCAGUGACAUGAAUAAUGCAAACAAUUGUAUAUCCGCUAAAUUGUAGGAAAAUAAAUUCUUAAUAUAAGCAUACGAAACAGAACAAGAAGAUACUAGGCAAUGUAUCGUUAGAAAUAAAA